This is a messenger RNA of Vicia villosa (hairy vetch), 1630 nucleotides long. RefSeq names its product DNA polymerase alpha catalytic subunit-like. Gene Ontology annotation, biological process: leading strand elongation; lagging strand elongation; mitotic DNA replication initiation. Bases 378 to 866 code for a protein of 162 amino acids. Gene Ontology annotation, molecular function: DNA replication origin binding; purine nucleotide binding; pyrimidine nucleotide binding. The transcript has 8 exons. The record is from RefSeq and is a predicted model, not a curated record. Gene Ontology annotation, cellular component: alpha DNA polymerase:primase complex. NCBI's taxonomy places the organism in Eukaryota, Viridiplantae, Streptophyta, Magnoliopsida, Fabales, Fabaceae.
AAAACACGACGCCGCCAUGAACUGAACUAAGAGCAUCUCUCCCCCUCGCCUCUCUUCUCAAACUCAAACCCUAAUUCGAAUCUCUCUCACUAACCCUAAAUCUAUGAAGCUCCAUUGAAUGCUCUAAGAAGCAUGAAUCAAGUGAAAGCUAUAGUGUUAUCAUUCAAUAGAUCUCGGGCAACGUCAUAGCAUCAAGAAAAGAAGAAAAAGAUAGAGGAUUGUGACGAAUCGUGGUGAAGCCUACCUACGGAACGGAGGCUUGGUCCGGAAUUUGUUGAAUCAUGAAGAUGAAGCUGAACCGAAGAGAAGCCCAGAGAUGAGGUAAUAACGUCAAAACAGGGAAUUCAUAUCAGAGUUGCUGUGUUGUUGUGAAGAACAUGCAGAGGUGUGUCUAUGCUAUUCCAACUACUCUUUUGCGCUCCUCUGAGAUGAUACAGCUUGAGAAUUAUGUUCAAGAGUCUAAAGUUACUCCUGCAGAUUUCCUUAAAAAGCUGCAAGACGCAGUAUGUGAUACAAAAAAAGAGAUAGCAAAACACCUUGUGGAUCUGGGCGUUUCUACCUUUAGCAUGGCACCUGUUAAGAGGAAUUAUGCAUUUGAACGAUCUGACAUACCUGCAGGUGAAAAUUACAUGGUGAAAAUAGACUAUCUGUUCAAGGAUACAACACUUCCAGUAGACCUCAAAGGAGAAAGUUUUCGUUCUAUUCUUCUUAAACUCGUACACCAAGAGCCUUUCAUCUUUCUCGUCCCACAAACUGACUACUCUGGCAGAGAGGAGGCGAAAACAUGGUUUCCCUGCAGAGGACCCUUCGACAGCCAAACCUUCAACAACUGUCGUAGAGGAGAAAAAGAGUUUUCUGCCAAUUAGUCCUGCCACAAAAACUGAACAAAUGAGAGAAUGCUUGCGUUCUCUCAAGCAGAACCACAAGGAGGAUGACGCUAGAGUGAAAAAAGCUUUCCAAACUCUUCUAACAUAUGUGGGGAAUGUUGCCAGAAAUCCCGAUGAUGAAAAAUUCAGGAAGAUUCGCCUUAGUAACGCAGCUUUUCAAGUAAGAAAACCCGUAAAGAUGGUGUGUUGUACUUCAGUAUUUUCAGGGGAUUCAGUGUAGCUACUAGUACAUGGGGAAGAUAAAAGAGCUUUACCCUACCAAAAAAAGAAAAGGAAAAAAAUUGAUUAAAUCAAUAAUCUUGAAAUUCGGAUGGGGAUUAUAACAGAGUUUGGGACACUUGAGUCAUCAAAUUAUUGUUGGGCAUAGGUAGAGAUUUGUAUUCACCACACUGUUAGCUGAAGAUUUCGUUGAACAAAUAUAUGUGCUUCGAAGGAGUGUAUGAUCGAAGGCAAGGUGGUUACUGAUGACCAUCUCUGAGAAAUAUAAAAUGGCUACUGAUGGCCAUGUUUCGAUAGCAAGAAAUGUCUAAGUUUUUUAUGAAGAUGAUGGCUACUGAAAGCUAUUAGAAAGACAUAUCCUCGAAGACUUAGACAAAAUUUAUAAAUUUGCUUAAGUAUUAUUAUUUAGCGUGUUUGUUAGUAAGUGUUAUUAACAUACUGCCACGCGUCGAAGAUGGACUCAGGCGGGAAGAUUUGAAAUUCGAAGAUAGUUGCGUAACUGCUUAUUCACAGAUGUCAUCGCU